GAUACUACACUGUGGUCCAUUUGUUCGCCCGGAGGCUGUAUUCAGUUUCCAGUGGUGCGCUUUGAAAACAUUAGCUCAAACAUCAGAGAAACCGGAAAGUAUCAGGGAAUUGCAUCGUGUAAAGGAUCGGUCAAGUUGCAGUGCAUUUAAUUCGAGAGAUUUUGUGUUCCACCAAGUGACCGCCGGUAUAGUGAGUGUGAAAUAGUCCCAAUACCAGACGGAAACCAUUGAAGUACAUUCUUGACUCGCAACAUCGUCAACAUAAGCAUUGCGAAUGCCUACAACUGCAGCAGCAACAUAGGUUUCGUUUGCAGCAUUCGAUACAGUUAUUUCUGCGCACGAUCUAGUCAUCUGAGAGACACGGAGCAAGACACGAGGAAGGAAAGACAACAGAAGUAGCUUGGCUAUCUUGCAAACGAGCAGUUUACAGAUCGGGCACCUAGAUAAAGUAGAAAACCUUUCUUCCAAAGAAAGGUCCCAUUGGGACAAAGAUCAUUCGGGAGAGGUAGAGAGAGAAGGAAACUGGAAAACUGGAAGAAAAACUCCAGCAGCAACCGCCAACGCGACGACGGAGCAGAUCAGCACCAGUUCCAGUUUCACAUAACCCACCAGCCCGAAGUAGCCCAGCUUCCGCGAUCGGUUGUGCUUGUUUCUAAGAUCCUGGUGAGAGAGAACGGGCUAAUGAAGUGCCGUUGUUUUCUAGCCGCGCGACUUACCCUAGUCGUGAGUUGCUAGUUCUUGCGCAUUUCUUGUUCCCAGCGUGUAUCAAGCAUCCGAUUGCGCGGAUCAAAAGAUCAGACAAGAAAGGUUCGUGAAUCGCGAGAUUAGCACCACAGUAACAGUAUGUCAUCGAACGGAACGUACAAUCUAACCGUGGACGGUGAGCUUCGUUAUCUUGUCCAAUGGUUCGAAGAGUGGAGUGACUUCCAGCGCGAAGAUUUCAUCCCCUAUCUGGUAUCGUACCUGUCACACCGCAACGAUGGCUCGGGUGCUGUGUAUGUGAACGGGAUCAUUAGCGCCAUGGCACAGAUAAACCCUGGGGAAGACAAACCGAUGAGCUUGUUCCAGUGUAGAGUUAAACUGUUCAACGAAUGGUGCAUCAAGUGGCCGGAAGAGUUCAAAACGAAACUGCUGGACCGGUUGGAACAGAUCGAUGGACCGUUUGGUUCCCGGGUGCGAUCGGAAAUGGACGGUAUCAAACCGAUGAAUGGUUGUGCGGAGGUCACAAGCACUCAGCUGAUCGACGGAGCGAACGAAUGUGAGCCUCCACUUGCCCACCAUGAAUCCACCGUCGUGGCGACCGCGGUACUCGUUGCGGACGAAGAUUAGAGAUGGAGGAUAUAUUAGAAGAUAGCUAGAAGAUGAUAAUGAUCGUUUGAUCAGUUUGGUACGUAGUGCACUUGCACCGUGGCAAUGCCAUCUUUCAAAAUAGGACAUAUGAAAGCAACAUCGUAGGUAGAUCAUGUUCCAUUUAUUUAAUCAUAAACAUUCCCUAACACUAUAGAGCAGCUAUUUAUCACUGUUAAAACUCGAAGCAUUAUUUUAUUUCUCUCGUCGUCAUCGUAACACGUCGGGUCACAUAAAGCGGCGGUCUCGGCUAGAUCGAAGCAUUUGGCCAUAGACAAAUGCAAAUUCAUUCCUAUGCUCACGUCGAUCCCGUUUCUGGUCGCUCGCAUAUCAUGUGGAAAUUGACACGGUGUCUUUUUCAACAAAAUUUUCACUUGGUUGAUUCAAAUGGCUACCUGAUAAAGAAGUAUCUCAAAAUAAGAAGGAUUAGCGUAGAUAUUAUUUUUGUAUGAAAAAUUGCUGCAAAAUCUAUUACUACGCCAUUCAUUUGUUGUCUCUGCGAUAGUCGAAAGCAAUCGUUACUCGUAGUACUACCUAACAUUGAAUGAAUAAGUUACACUAAUGAAGACAUAAAUAAACAUGGACCCUAGGUACUUGUGCCUUGGA
This is a messenger RNA of Anopheles coustani, 1953 nucleotides long. RefSeq lists its product as uncharacterized. NCBI's taxonomy places the organism in Eukaryota, Metazoa, Arthropoda, Insecta, Diptera, Culicidae. The coding region runs from base 844 to 1329 and encodes 161 amino acids. The transcript is spliced from 2 exons. The record is from RefSeq and is a predicted model, not a curated record.